AUGGGAGAAGACAACACCACAGCUCUCAAACGCAGCAACAGUAUCCCAUCCGCGGUUCUACUCCCUUAUCGCAAACACAAAACCGCUCCUCCCAUCGUCAACGGAAACCACCGAUCACCGCCUUCAUCAUCUCCGCCAACAGCUUUCCCCUGCGUCGAUUUCGAUGUAUCAACACUCAAGCAACCGCCGCACAGUUCUUACACUUCGCUUAAAGAUAUGAUUCCUUCAAGUCCUUCAUCAAUUCUCUCUCCUACUCCCGCGGCUACUCUCGCCGGUAUUUCAUCGUCAUCUUCGGGUUCUGGUUACGAGAUUUCUAUUCGUAAUCGGUUAGUUAAACAAGCUGCUUGGGCGUACCUUCAACCUGCUGUUUUGACCUCUCCGUCGUCUUCUUCUCGUCGUCUUUGUUUAUCCGUCGAUUUUUUUACGGCGAUGGUUUCUGAUUUCCGACGAACUGUUUCUGACGCAUUGACUCGUGUGUAUGAUUGGUUGGUGGAUACUCUUUGGCUCAUUCUCUGCAGAUAACGAUGGAUUGUUUUUUCUUUUUUUUUCUAAUAGAGGAAAAAAAGGCAAAUUUGUGGUGAAUAUUAAAUUUUACAUUACAUAAUUUGUGAGAUUGAAAUAAAAUAAAAUUAAAAAAAGUUGUGUGCUUUUGGAAUUUUGUCACAUUUUGUACAGUACAAAAAUGGUGUUUUUUUUUUGUUGUUUGUUGGAGUAAUUAUUGAAUGGAUUUGGAUCGCCUGAAUUUUAAACGGGUUGAUUUCA
Messenger RNA from Amaranthus tricolor (Joseph's coat), 762 nucleotides. RefSeq lists its product as uncharacterized. The coding region runs from base 1 to 522 and encodes 173 amino acids. The transcript has a single exon. NCBI's taxonomy places the organism in Eukaryota, Viridiplantae, Streptophyta, Magnoliopsida, Caryophyllales, Amaranthaceae. The record is from RefSeq and is a predicted model, not a curated record.